Molecule: messenger RNA, 1518 nt
Organism: Pseudomassariella vexata
Lineage: Eukaryota; Fungi; Ascomycota; Sordariomycetes; Amphisphaeriales; Pseudomassariaceae
Exons: 5
Coding region: 1-1518 (505 amino acids)
Molecular function (GO): N,N-dimethylaniline monooxygenase activity; flavin adenine dinucleotide binding; NADP binding
Source: RefSeq, a predicted model, not a curated record
AUGGUUGAUGGGAAGAGGAUAAGGUCGGUGGCAGUUGUUGGGGCUGGCGCGGCAGGUGCAAUAACUGCCGCGGCGCUGAAGGCAGAGAAUUACUUUGAGCGCAUCAGAGUAUUUGAGCGAAGGGAGAGACCUGGUGGGACAUGGAUCUACGACGAAGACCCUAAACCAAGCCUGGACAUCUAUCCUGGAAGUUUACCACCAGAUAUCGACCGUCCUCUGAAGAUUCCAGAUAGUGUCCCGAGUCAUACGCCUCCUAGUUGCCAAGAGCGAUAUGUCCAGACACCAGUCUACAAGUCUUUAACAACCAAUGUCCCAGACAUCGCCAUGUGCUAUUCCGAUGCUCGGUUUCCCUAUGGACCCUUCGUGCCGCACUACAUACCCCGUCAAUACGUCGAGAACUACUUCUCAACCCACAAGACGGAUUCGUUUCUGCAACUCAAUACCACGGUUGAGGAUAUGUCCAAGGUGAACGCAGAAAAGGGAGGAAACUGUCAAUGGAAACUCACGCUUCGAACAUACGAUCCCGCUCGGCAUAUUGACAUUUGGUGGGACGAAAUUUUCGAUGCUGUGGUCUUGGGGAAUGGACAUUAUUCAGUGCCUUACGUGCCACAUGUUGACGGCCUAGAUGCGUAUCUCAAAAGGUUCCCAGGUCGGGUGGUGCACUCGAAAUACUACCGAUCACCACUUCCUUACGCCUCGAAAAAGGUCCUAAUAAUCGGAAACUCAGCAUCUGGACACGACAUCAGCAACGAGCUCGUUACAACUGCCUCUCACCCGGUAUAUCAGUCCAUCAGGUCCAAAUCUAUAUGGGACGGCGAUGAGCCGCCGGCGGGAAUAGUUUGGAAACCAGUCAUCAAAGAGUUCCUACUUGACGGCAGGAUCAUGUUUAAGGACGGCACUUACUUGGACAGUGUCGACACAGUGAUAUACUGCACUGGUUAUAAACCCUCCUACCCCUUCUGGAACAUCGAAGCCAAUGGACGGCCCUUGUGGGAUUAUGAAGCGGGGAAAAUGAUCAAGACAUACUGGCACACCUUCUUCCAAGAUUUCCCGACGCUGGCUAUUGUGGGAGCACCACGGGUUUUGACAUUCAGGAGUUUCGAGUAUCAAGCCAUCGCACUGGCGCGUCUUUUCGCAGGGAGACACUCGGUGUCCCUCCCUCCAAUCGAAGAGCAGAAGAAGUGGGAAAAAGAACGGGAGCAAAGAACAAAGAGGGAGGGCUUGAAGUUCCAUGACAUCGAAUGGGAGACGGGAGAGACGAUGGAGUGGCUGCGUGGACUAUUUCAAAUUGCGGGAUUGGGGACUUUGAGGGGCGAGGGGAGAAUACCGCCUUUCCUGGGGGAGGACAUGAUUUGGGCAAUUGAGCAUAUCAAGAAAUACCCGGAACCUGGCAAUGGAAGGAAUAACGCGGGUAAAGGAAAGGAUCGCAAGGGUCAAGAGGGCGUUGAAGUGGAGACAGAAGAGGAAGACUGGGUUUUGGUUGAGAGGAAACGGAAGGACUUGCUUGCAUUCAUAUGA